AUGCCAGAACUCCCAGAAGCAGAACGUGCAACUAGACUGCUUCAGAAAUAUCUCAAAGAUGGACUCAUAACCGCAGUAGACACUAUAGAAGACAAUAUUGUCUACUCCGACAUCUCACAUGAAGAGUUCGCAAAAGAACUCACGAACCGCACCGUCUUAAACGCUCACAGAUACGGCAAAGUCUUCUGGCUAGAACUGGAUGCGCCUACAGAAGAAUCCCGACAUCCCGUAUUUCAUCUGGGGAUGACAGGAAUGAUCCAGCUUCAAGGGCAAGAGCCGGUAUGGUACCGUGUCCGGCCAAAAGACGCCAGUGCAUGGCCGCCGAGAUUCAUGAAAUUUAUCAUACAUGUCACACCUCCCUCAGGCCCUGCUGUUCACGUCGCCUUCACCGAUGCACGCCGUCUUGGCCGGAUCCGUCUACGCAGUAAUCCAUGCGCCCAGCCACCCAUCAUCGACUUGGGAUUCGACCCACUCCUGUCAAUGCCAUCCCUUCCCACCUUCUCUUCCCUCAUGCUCAAACGCAACAUGCCUAUCAAAGCACUCCUUCUAGACCAGUCUUUCUCCGCCGGCGUGGGCAACUGGGUGGCGGAUGAGGUUCUCUUCCAUGCCCGUAUUCAUCCUGAAACGAGAGCCAACGAGUUACGACCAGAGGAGGUAAAGAGAGUGUGGGAGAAAGUGAGGUGGGUGUGCGAAGUCGCAGUUGGGGUGGACUCGGAUGGGAGCAGGUUCCCCAGCGAUUGGUUAUUUCGAUUCCGUUGGGGCAAAGGGAAAAAGAGCACGGGGAAGCUCCUCCUACCCGACGGGCGGGAAGGGACGAUACGAUGGAUCACAGUCGGUGGGAGAACGAGUGCGUACGUUGAGGAGGUCAAAGAACCGGAUGUAGAGGAGGAAAAGAAUGCGGAGGAAGAACUAGUCUUACAGAGGAAAGUAGCAAAGGUCUGCCCUAUGCCUUUCCAGAACCUCGAUCCAUACUGA
Messenger RNA from Dacryopinax primogenitus, 975 nucleotides. RefSeq lists its product as uncharacterized. The coding region runs from base 1 to 975 and encodes 324 amino acids. The transcript is spliced from 5 exons. Gene Ontology annotation, molecular function: DNA-(apurinic or apyrimidinic site) endonuclease activity; DNA N-glycosylase activity; damaged DNA binding. Gene Ontology annotation, biological process: base-excision repair. NCBI's taxonomy places the organism in Eukaryota, Fungi, Basidiomycota, Dacrymycetes, Dacrymycetales, Dacrymycetaceae. Gene Ontology annotation, cellular component: nucleus. The record is from RefSeq and is a predicted model, not a curated record.